AUGGCUCCAGGAGGCUUUCUGAGCAUAGCCUUACGCAGAAAUGCCGGGUCUCGCGCUCUGGCUUUUACCUUGCCUACUAGUGAUGGAGGACACAAGGUUCUCCUCCCUUCCACCGAAAACGUUCAGGUCAGAUUCAUAGACAUUACUAUGUUCGCUGCCGACAUGGGUGUAACGAACGUCCCGAACGAUCACGAAGAAGCCCAUAAUUUCCUUCCACGAGCGUUUACCCAAGACAAAAGAAUGUUCGACCUUGCAAUUUGCGACGCYCAAGUCCUUCGCACUCAUGCUCGGGCGUCAUAUCGAGAGGCGCGAGAAGCAAGCAGACUAACGACUACUCAGCUUGCACUUGGUCUCGGAAACCUCAAAGAAGGCGGAACAAUGAGCGUGCUCUUACACAAAGUUGAGGCGUGGAGGACUGUUCGCCUACUCCAUCAAUUCAGCAAGUUCUCGAAUGUGAGACUGUUUAAGCCGCUAAAAGCGCACACCACUCGAUCCUCAUUCUACAUGGUUGCGUCUCACAUUCGUCCUUUGCACAUUGAAGCGGUUCGGGCCACAGAAGAAUGGAGGCGAACGUGGAAGCUAGCGACAUUUGGGACAUAG
Messenger RNA from Ramularia collo-cygni, 600 nucleotides. RefSeq lists its product as uncharacterized. The transcript has a single exon. The coding region runs from base 1 to 600 and encodes 199 amino acids. Gene Ontology annotation, molecular function: methyltransferase activity. Lineage: Eukaryota; Fungi; Ascomycota; Dothideomycetes; Mycosphaerellales; Mycosphaerellaceae. Gene Ontology annotation, biological process: methylation. The record is from RefSeq and is a predicted model, not a curated record.